This is a messenger RNA of Vicugna pacos (alpaca), 2130 nucleotides long. The record is from RefSeq and is a predicted model, not a curated record. NCBI's taxonomy places the organism in Eukaryota, Metazoa, Chordata, Mammalia, Artiodactyla, Camelidae.
CCGCCGGGCGGUGUGUGGCGGCGGCCGCGAGACCACGCGGAGGAGGACCCGGCCGGGGACGCGACGGGGCCCGGGUCCGAGCGCUGGUCCCCACCCAGGGACCCGCCCCUGCCCGCCGCGAGAAAGCAGCCCCCUCCUUGCAGGAUGGACGAGGAGAGCCUGCAGACCGCCCUCCGCACCUACGACGCGCAGCUGCAGCAGGUGGAGCUGGCCCUGGGCGCCGGCCUGGAUCCCUCCGAGCUGGCGGACCUGCGCCAGCUGCAGGGGGACCUGAAGGAGCUGAUCCAGCUCACCGAGGCCAGCCUGGUGUCUGUCAGGAAGAGCAAGCUGCUGGCCACACUGGAUGGAGAGCGCCCAGCCCGGGAAGAUGCUGAUUGCUUGGCUUUCCAGAAGGCCGUUGCUGAGGGAGCCGAGGUGCCAGGAGCCCCUGGGGCAGAGCUGGAGACGGUUCCUAAGGCAGAGACAGGGCCUGGACCCACCGAGCCUGAGCAGGAGGAGGAAGAGGGGGAGGACGAGGAGGACGGGGCAGAGCUGAGCGGCAGGAAGGUGAACGCCCCCUACUACAGUUCAUGGGGCACCCUGGAGUAUCACAACGCUAUGAUCGUGGGCACCGAAGAGGCAGAGGACGGCUCCCCCGGCGUCCGGGUGCUCUAUCUCUACCCCACGCACAAGUCCCUGAAGCCCUGCCCCUUCUUCCUGGAGGGGAAGUGCCGCUUCAAGGAGAACUGCAGGUUCUCCCAUGGGCAGGUGGUCUCUGUGGAGGAGUUGCGCCCCUUUCAAGACCCAGACCUGAGCUCUCUGCAGGCCGGCUCUGCCUGUCUGGCCAAGCAGCAGGACGGCCUCUGGUACCCAGCACGGAUCACUGAUGUGGAUAGCGGCUACUACACAGUCAAGUUUGACUCUCUGCUGUUGAAGGAGACCGUGGUGGAGGGGGACAGCAUCCUGCCCCCACUGCGCACGGAGCCCACAGGGUCCUCUGACUCAGACAGCAGCGAUGCAGACGACCCCAGCUAUGCUAGAGUGGUGGAACCCAGCGCUGCUGACCCCGGGACCUGCAGCUCCGCCUUCGCUGGCUGGGAGGUGCACACACGAGGCAUUGGCUCCAGACUCCUCGCCAAGAUGGGCUAUGAGUUUGGCAAGGGUCUGGGCCGACACUCGGAGGGCCGGGUGGAGCCCAUCCAUGCCGUGGUGCUGCCGCGAGGGAAGUCGCUGGACCAGUGUGCGGAGAUCCUGCAGAGGAGGACCCGGGCCAGCAAGGCCAGCACCAGCAGGCCCCCAAAAUGCCGGGGGAGAGGGGUUGGACCUGGGGGUCACCCACCCCCUCGGAGCGUGUUCGACUUCCUGAACGAGAAACUUCGGGGCAGGGCCCCCGGGGCCCUGGAGGCAGGGGCCGCGCCCGCAGGGAGGAGGAGCGGCAAAGAGGUGUACCAUGCCAGCAAGAGCACCAAGCGGGCCCUGAGCCUGCGGCUCCUCCAGACCGAGGAGAAGAUUGAGCAGACCCAGCGAGUCAUCCGGGGUAUCCAGGAGGCCCUCGCCCGCAACACCGGCCGGUACGUGCGGGCCUGGGCUCAGGGCAGGCUGGCCCUGAGCAAGGGUGGCCGGUCUGGGGGCGCUGUGGGUUGGAGGAUGAUGGGAGAGGCCUGGACGGGGGCUGGGCUGCCACGUGCAGAACCCAGGCUGAAUGGCAGGCCCCUCUCUAGGCACAGCGUGACGGUGGCCCAGCUGCAGGAGAAGUUGGCAGGCGCCCAGCGGCAGCUGGGGCAGCUCCAGGCCCAGGAGGCAGGCCUGCAGCGGGAACAGAGGAAGGCAGACACCCACAAGAAGAUGACCGAGUUCUAGGGCUCCCACGCGCCACACUCACAGAGCCUAGGGGCCCUGGCCCCACUGUCCUCUGCAAGACCAGCCGUCACCCAGCGACUCAGACGCCACCAGUAGAGGGGCCAGUCCAGCCCAGGCUAGACCCCACGGCUGGCCUUCCUGCCAGCCCAGGGCGCGUGGACACUGCUGAGGGGCGCUGGGGCUGGGGUUGCUUUUCAACACGAACUUGCCCCUUGAGCCCACCUGCCAGUGUCUUCAGGAGUCCGCUCAGGAUGGACAUUAAAGUGAUGUUGCUGUAGUAUCUCACUGGAA